Necator americanus (New World hookworm) is the source of this 2532-nucleotide messenger RNA. RefSeq lists its product as uncharacterized. The coding region runs from base 1 to 2532 and encodes 843 amino acids. The record is from RefSeq and is a predicted model, not a curated record. The transcript is spliced from 24 exons. NCBI's taxonomy places the organism in Eukaryota, Metazoa, Nematoda, Chromadorea, Rhabditida, Ancylostomatidae. Gene Ontology annotation, molecular function: beta-N-acetylglucosaminidase activity. Gene Ontology annotation, biological process: glycoprotein metabolic process.
AUGCAGACCGAAUCGCCGCAAAUUCAUGAGAAUCCGGACGAACAGCAUAGCAAAAGUAACUUCUCUCCAAAGAACCGUCGGUCGGAAUUCAUUUGUGGAGUGGUUGAAGGAUUUUAUGGAAGACCAUGGACGUUGGAACAAAGGAAACAUUUGUUUGCUAGGCUAAAUCACUUAGGACUCAACACUUAUGUCUACGCUCCUAAGGAUGACCUCAAGCAUAGACCACAGUGGCGAAUUCCGUAUAAUAAUGAGGAAGCAGAGAUUCUCCAGAGCCUUAUCGAAUCCGCAAAGGCAAACAAUAUCACCUUUGUGUAUUCGCUUUCGCCAGGAAUUGACAUAGUAUACUCGAAAGUGGAAGAGAGAAUUUGCAUUAAAAGCAAACUUGACCAGGUUCGCAUGCUUGGAUGUGAGUCUUUUGCUCUUCUUUUCGACGACAUUGAGUGUGAGAUGAACGAGACUGAUAGACAGAACUUCAGAAGCUUCGUUGCAGCUCAAGUAGCUGUUACUAACGAGGUCUAUGAAUAUCUGGGAUGCCCUCAGUUCUUCUUUUGUCCCACAGAGUACUGUGAAAGUCGUGCUGUUCCUUGUUUGGAAGAGUCCGACUAUCUUCUCACAUUAGGAAAAGAUCUUGUCAAGGACGUGCACAUCUUGUGGACAGGUCCUCGUGUUAUAUCUCGACACAUUACUGUCGAACACGCACGUAAUGUAGCAAAGGUUAUUGGCAGGAAACCUCUCAUUUGGGAUAAUCUUCAUGCUAAUGAUUAUGAUCAGAAACGUGUUUUUAUGGGUGACUUUUCAGGACGACCAGUAGCGCUCAAGAAAGAAGUUGCCGGGUUGCUGAUGAAUCCCAGCUGUAAAUACGAGCUUAAUUUUAUUCCCCUUCGUACGUACGCUGACUGGAAUGCUAGCGAAGAAGACGCACCUUUCACUGACUUGGCUAAUGAUGAGGAAGACGACAAAUCUUCUCAAAAAAUGGAUUCACCACAAUCGAUGAGAUUUUAUGAUCCCAUGCGAUCAUUACGAAAUGCGAUAACACUCUGGAUUGACGAGUUCAACUGCAUCAGCAACCGGACCGUACCACCGUUACCACGCCCAGAUGCAAAUGUUGACCAGCCAGAUAAUGUUGCCUGUGACGCUGCGCCAAGCACAGAUCAGACCUCUGGCCAGGAAUCUUCUAACCAGUUCGAAGAGAUUCUAAAAUCGGUUGUUAUCCCGUCGCCCAAGUUUCAGCCAAUAGAGGACGAACCGACAGUGAAUUCUCUGACUGCUGACUAUGGUGAACCCAUGGAAACAUCGGUGCCGUCAUCAAAAAAGGAAGAAACCAUCGUUGAUCAUGUCGCAAGCAACGAUACAGAUUCAGCUGAUGUUAUCAUGACAGAUCUGGAUGGUUUUCGGCAAAUCGAUGUUGAUGAAAUUUCUAUGCUGGUGGAUAUGUUCUAUUUACCAUUUGAAUGUGGAAAAAGGGCGCUUGAUCUUUUGGAGCAGUUCUCGUGGCUCUACGAGAAUGCUUUGGUUAUGAAUGGAGCACAUGUGCCCCAGGAAAUUCUUGCAAUAACACAGGAUGAGUGGCGUAGACGAAGUAAUGUACUUCAGAGUAAUAUACAAAUUGUAAAUAAUCUUUUCAAAUAUAUUGUUGAUUGUCCCAAUAAGCCUCUUGUUUCCGAGCUCAUACCGUACAUAUGGGAUGCUCAUGGGAGUUGUGCAGUUCUGUUGGGCAUUGUUCGAUGGAUGAGUGAAGGAUUUGUGACCGUCCGACCAGAUGAGCAACUACGAUCCUGGGCUAGUGAUCGAGAAGACGAACCGUGGAUGAUAGGCGGAGGAUUCCUUUCUGAGUGUUCGAAGCUCAUCGCUCCUCAGGGACCCCUUGUUAAUCUGUUCGCUAAUCGAGCUCUCUUACCUCUAUCGAUCGUUAACUACCUGAUUCGCCCGUAUACUACAGAAGAUCUGGACAAUCUUGCCACGCUUUCUAUAACAAGCGUUGAUAAAUCCAAUAAUUUGUAUUCUCAUCAGAAGGAGGUGUUUUUAGAUAGGUUCGUUUUGCCUUUCCUGGAUUCCCAUCCACAAUACUGUUUCGUGGCCCAAGAAGUUGUACAGUCGAAUGACAUUAAGGUAAUAAGCGCUGUCUCUGCACAUCGAGAUGCUAAAUCUGUAUUUUCUCGAAUGCCCGACUAUAUAUCUUCUUUAAAGGCCAAGUACACCACUCGGGAGGAUUCAAGGAUAGAACCUGAUGAAAUUGACGGAUGGUUUCCAAUGGUUCCGGACGAAAUAUUGGAUGUUUAUCCAGCAUGGCUGGACGCGCGAUUACUAGUAGACGCGUAUGACGCCGUACCAACUAAAAAACUCGUACAAGUUGCGGGAAGUGCUCUGUACAUAAAUGGUUGUUCCGGAAUGUUCGUGGCGAUUCCACUGAAUUCUGAAGAUCACAUCAGUUUCUUUUCGAGGAUAGGCUUUGUGGAGUUGGGCAAAUCGAUCGAUGAACGAUUUCUUCUGUUAGGACAUCUGUUGACUGUCGAUGAAGAGUUCAGAGAGUAA